AUGGGCCGCCGCCGCCUGCCCGUGUGGCUGUGCGCCGUCGCGGCGCUGCUCUCGGGGGCGCAGGCCAAGGGCACCCCGCUCCUCGCGCGGCCCGCGCCGCCCGGUGCCGCCCGCUACAGCCUCUACACGACGGGAUGGCGCCCGCGGCUGCGCCCCGGGCCGCACAAGGCCCUCUGUGCCUACGUGGUGCACAGGAAUGUGACCUGCAUCCUACAAGAGGGAGCAGAGAGCUACAUAAAGGCUGAAUACCGGCAGUGUGGAUGGGGGCCCAAGUGCCCCGGGAUAGUCACGUACCGCACAGUGCUCAGACCCAAGUACAAGGUUGGCUACAAGACAGUGACAGACCUCACAUGGCGUUGCUGCCCUGGCCUCACUGGAAAAGGCUGCCCUGAGCACCUCACGGACCACGAGUCCACCCCACCUCAACUGGCGCCUGAAUCCCAGAUUCCCUCUGGGCAGCUGGACCCAGGCCCAGGCCACAGGCCCCCUCCUUACAGCAGAGCGGCCCCCAACCCCCAUGGAAGGAAAGGCCCAGGGCUGUUUGGUGAGCGGCUGGAACGCCUGGAGGGUGAUGUCCAGCGCCUGGCACAAGCGUAUGGUACCCUCAGUGGCCUCGUGGCCAGCCAUGAGGACCCCAACAGGAUGACUGAUGGCCCCAGGGCUUCUGCCACCCCCAUGGGCUUCGGGGUCAUCCCCGAGGGGUUUGUGGACCCGGGAGACAGAGCCCGAGGGCCACUCACGCCUCCCCUGGAUGAGAUCCUGAGCAAAGUGACAGAGGUGAGCAACACUCUGCAGACCAAGGUGCAGCUGCUGGACGAGGUGCAUGGAUUGGCACUUGGCCAUGAAGCCCACCUGCAGCGGCUGCGAGAAGCCCCGCCAUCCCCGCUUACCUCCCUGGCCCUGCUGGAGGAGUACGUGGACCGACGGCUGCACCAACUCUGGGGGAACAUGCUGGAUGGCUUCGAGCAGAAGCUGCAAGGUGUCCAGAGUGAGUGCGACCUGCGGGUGCAGGAGGUGCGGCAGCAGUGUGAGGAGGGCCAGGCGGCCAGCCAGAGGCUGCACCAGAGCCUCGAUGGCCGGGAGCUGGCCCUGCGCCGAGAGCUCUCACAGCUGGGCACCCAGCUGCAGGGCCUGGGCACGGCUGAUGGGGGCGGCUGCUGUGGCCAGCUGUCCUUAAUUGGUGCCCGUGUAGACAGCCUCGAGAGGAACCUGCAGGCAGUCACGGAGGCCCACAGGGGCCCAGCCGCCCCGGCCGGGGAAGAGCUCUCGCAGCUCUCUGCUGCUAUGCUCGAGGGAGGUGUGGAUGGGUUGCUGGACGGCCUGGAGACCCUCAAUGGGACAGAGAGUGCAGCGAGGGGCUGCUGUCUGAGGCUGGAGAUGGGAGGGUGGGGUGUGGGUGGCUUUGGGACUACGCUGGAGGAGCGUGUGCAGAGACUGGAGGGGCGCCUGGCAACCCUGGCAGGGGAGCUAAGCCACAACAGUGACCCGUCGGGCAGGUCGGCGCGGCCCCUGGUGCAGACAGAACUGGCUGUACUGGAACAACGGCUGGUUUCACUGGAGACCUCGUGCACCCCCAGCACCACCUCAGCCAUCCUGGACAACCUCGUGGCAGAGGUAAAGGCCUGGCAGAGCCGGAGUGAGGCCCUCCUACGCCAGGUGGCCAGCCAUGCAGCUCUGCUCCAGCAGCUCAAUGGCACUGUGACCGAGGUCCAGGGGCAGCUGGCAGAAGGGACGGGCAGCUCACUCCAAGGUGAGAUCACUCUGCUCAAGGUCAAUCUGAACUCAGUGAGCAAGUCACUCAUAGGUCUCAGCGACUCUGUCAGCCAGUACUCUGAUGCCUUCUUGGCAGCCAACUCAUCCCUGGAUGAGCGGGAACGGAAGGUGGAAGCCGAAGUCCAUGCCAUCCAGGAGCAGGUGAGCAGCCAAGGCUCUAGGCUUCGGGCAGGCCACAGGCAGGUCCUGAACCUGCGGGGGGAGCUGGAGCAGCUCAAGGCUGGUGUGGCCGAUGUGGUUGGUGGGCUGAGCCACUGCCAGGACACAGCCCAGGAACUCCAGCACAUAGUGGGCCACUUUGACCGUCGGGUGACACAACUGGAGGGCACGUGUGGGAGGCUGGGCCUGCUGACCGCAGGCCUGGACAGCUUGUCCACUGAGCCACUUAGGCCCAGGGAGGGCUUGUGGGGCCACAUGGACCAGUUGAAUCGCACACUGGCCCAGCACACACAGGACAUUGCCCGCCUGCGAGAUGACCUGCUGGACUGCCAGCUGGCUGAGCGUGCACGGCCAGGGCAAGCUGACUAG
Cynocephalus volans (Philippine flying lemur) is the source of this 2301-nucleotide messenger RNA. It is a transcript of the gene EMILIN3, whose product is annotated as elastin microfibril interfacer 3. The record is from RefSeq and is a predicted model, not a curated record. Lineage: Eukaryota; Metazoa; Chordata; Mammalia; Dermoptera; Cynocephalidae. Bases 1 to 2301 code for a protein of 766 amino acids. Gene Ontology annotation, cellular component: extracellular matrix. Gene Ontology annotation, molecular function: protein binding. The transcript has 4 exons.